Daktulosphaira vitifoliae (grape phylloxera) is the source of this 1217-nucleotide messenger RNA. It is a transcript of the gene aay, whose product is annotated as phosphoserine phosphatase. The transcript has 5 exons. Gene Ontology annotation, biological process: dephosphorylation; L-serine biosynthetic process. NCBI's taxonomy places the organism in Eukaryota, Metazoa, Arthropoda, Insecta, Hemiptera, Phylloxeridae. Bases 532 to 1086 code for a protein of 184 amino acids. The record is from RefSeq and is a predicted model, not a curated record. Gene Ontology annotation, cellular component: cytoplasm. Gene Ontology annotation, molecular function: magnesium ion binding; L-phosphoserine phosphatase activity.
GGCAUUGGUAGAAAUUCGGGUUGAGUGUAAAUUAGGCCUGUAUUAAUUGAAUAGAUAGAACUAUUUAAGUACUUUAAAAAUACGUGAUCUCGAUAAAUAAUUAAUUCUGAUUACGUUGGAGGUGAUUGGUAAAUGAGUAAAUAAUAAAAUGUUUGACUAUACGUAAAUACUUAAAUAAACACUUAAAAUAAAAUAAAGUAUCAAGUACAUAAAAAGUUAUAAUUAUCAACCACACGCGACGAUCGUCUGGACUUGGACCAACAUAGAUUCAGCAGUAAGCUCAAAACCCAAAUUAUUAAAACAAUUAAUAAUUCAGUAUAAGUAUAAUUCAGUACAGUUAAACGUCUCCUUCACUAACAAAUAACAGUACAAAAUAUUUAAAAAACUACGAGAACACAUAGUCACAUUAAAUCUAAUAAAAUUAAUAUGAAAUAAAAGACAAUAUUAUGUUGUUGGUAGAAUAAAUGCAGACUUAGGAUAAAGAAAGACAGUAAUGGAAUAUCAGUCAGGACACUAAAUUGCAGUAAAAAUAUGUAUCGGCGUAAUAUCUUUUUAACAAACAGCGCAAUGUCUGGAAAUAUGGAUUUUAGAGAAGCUCUAGCAGCUAGAUUACAAAUUAUUCAACCAUCGUUACAACAAAUCCGGGAUUUUAUUAAAAACCAUCCAUUCCAUUUAACACCCGGAAUCAAUGAUCUUGUUGAAAAGUUACAACAAAAAAACAUACCUGUGUAUUUAAUAUCUGGUGGUUUUCGAGGGUUAAUAGGACCAAUAGCAAUUGAACUCAGCAUUCCGCUUCAACAUAUUUAUGCAAACAAACUUAAAUUUUUUAUGAAUGGCGAUUAUGCUGGAUUUGAUGAAAAAGAACCUACUUCAAAAAAUGGUGGCAAGGCUGAAGUGAUAACAUUGUUGAAAGAAAAAUAUGGUUACACUAAACUCGUUAUGAUUGGAGAUGGUAUUACUGAUUUGGAAGCAUGCCCUCCAGCUAAUGCAUUUAUUGGCUUUGGUGGCAAUAAAGUACGAGAAGAAGUGAAAUCAAAAUCAAAGUGGUUUGUUGAGAGCUUUCAGGAUCUUGUCGAGGCCUUAUAACUCAUUCUUCUUAUUAUUUAUAAAAUAUUUUUAUUGAAAUUAUUUCAUAGUUUAUUAUAAUGUUAAAAAAAUAUAUGUCGUGCUACAAAUAAAAUUAUGAUUGUGAAUAAAUCAACAUACAAAAUAUAAAA